Eimeria necatrix is the source of this 1866-nucleotide messenger RNA. RefSeq names its product DnaJ domain-containing protein, putative. Bases 1 to 1866 code for a protein of 621 amino acids. Lineage: Eukaryota; Apicomplexa; Conoidasida; Eucoccidiorida; Eimeriidae. The transcript is spliced from 10 exons. The record is from RefSeq and is a predicted model, not a curated record.
AUGGGCACACGGCAGCGAAAAGGCAAGGCUGUGGGGGCAAACGGGAAGGGUGAAUCUUCUGGCGGUCCUAAGGACCUCCAACAGCACUUGCACCGGCGUGGCACAGCAUCUGAAGACACAGGAGUUAGUAAAGGCACACCGGCCGCUGAAGACCGAAUGGCUUCUCGCAACAUUCAAUCUAACAGUCGCAAAGGUCUCCAGAACGAGAAAGGACAGAACACCAAGGAUACUUUUUCGAAGGCUGCAGCACUUGCUGAGUCAGAUAAUGAUGAUAGCGUAAAUUUGUUGGGGUCGGGUGGACACACGCUUAAUGAAGCGGGUGAUCAGGAAAGAGUAAGGAAAGAGAGAGAACGGAGACGCACUAAAAAGGAAGAUCGCAGCCGGAACAGAGAUAUGCACGCCAAGCAGAAGAAAGCGUUCAAAGGGUCUCUUUUCUCUGAGUUUUUCCAGGGCGUUUCUGGCAGGGAUAUUAAGUCUCGGGUUGCCUCUUGGCUGGUGUACAUCAUAGUACUUUCUGCUAUCGUCGGUAUGGCGCAGUGCGUGAUGGUUUGCUGUGUGGCGGACAUGCCAGGCAUUUUCGUGUUAAGAGCGCUGGAAGAAUACUAUGGCAUGGACGGCGAUGUGAGCGGAGAACAGCGACUGCACUACCUCAGUGUUCUGGGUUUGGAAGAUGGAGCGUCAGAAAGCGACAUUAGAAGAUCAUACAGGACUCUCUCUGUUCGGUGGCAUCCUGACCGCUACCCAAACUGCGGUGCUAACUGCCAACAACGGUUUCAGGAGAUUGCAGCUGCGUACGAAUAUCUGAUGAGAAAACAGAGAAAGUCGAGCGUAGAUGACGAAGCAGGGGAGCGGGGAGAAAGCGCAGAAGGCGAAGAAUAUGCCAACGUGAAGGUCACUUCCCAGGGGAUAGUUGAUUUCACCAACCUAGGACCUAACGACGUGUUUCCCCCGACCUCUGACACGAAGAACGUGUGGUCUAUCAUGGUUCAUCAAGACAAGGAUGACUGGAGCCAGUCUGUCUACGAGAUGUGGCAGGAAUCUUCACGGGCGCUGGGCAAGUAUGUUAAAUUUGGCGUCAUCUCUGUCCGGGGAAGGAAAGGCAAAGACGCCUUGAAAAAGCUACCUAUCAACGUCAAAAUAUUCCCAGCGAUUUUGCUUCUGACCGCCGGCAUGCACCCUGAGCAAUAUCCUAAUAUCUCACGCCCUUCUGUGGAGUCACUGAACCGCUUCAUCGCCGACGCCUUCCCUUCCAGCCUUGAUGUUGUUGAUAGUGCUGCGUUCCCUAUCAGUUGCCUGCGUGCCUCUUGGCAACUACGGACUAUCAUUGCGAAAUUUGUGCUUUUUGCCUCAGCUCGGCUGCUCAAGUCUUGGCUGUCGUCAUCGGCUUCUUCCCAGCCGCUUGCUGCGCAAUAUAAAGCGGUAAUCAUCCCUUCUGCUGCCUCAGCAAGCAAGCCUUCACUCCUAGUGAAGCAUGCGGCGUUUGCAAACAAGCAUCUGUUCAAUUUUUGUUUUCUUUCUAACAUACGUUCCAUCCUGACAAGCGAAAAGGAAGAGCUGAUUAAUGUUAUCGAAAACCCGCCAACGUGGGUUAGGCAACUGCCUCCCAACAGUGCGUCAGCCAAGGCGCUGAAACUCCCUGUACACAGGGAGAAGCUACGCGAACAAGACCUCACGUCUAGCUCGAACAUCCUGCUUUUUGCUGACGAAGGCAGAGGCAUUUCCCGGAUUCAAUCCACUUUGCAUACUGUCCGGUCAAAGCUUCUCAACCCGUCUACUGCUCUGGCUCUGGCUUUGGAUCGUUUCAAAGAGGUAGGCGCAGGAAAAAAAGCCAAGCGAUUUAGCGGUCUGUGCGGGCGUUUCGUUUGA